AUGGCAGCGACAACCUCCCAACAGGUAGCCGUCCUGGGUCACUACAAGAGUGGCGUGGUGCCAGGCACCCAUGAACACGGCGUCUUCGCGGUUCAGAUGAUCGAUGGAGGCGUCAGGAUCAUUUGUGAGGCGCCGUUGAUCAGCCUACCUGCCCCCGGAGAUCAAGUGAUUGAUCUGAUGAGUGCCUUCGAUGCGCUCUCAGCUGAAGACCAAGAGAAGUUCUGGAACCUAAACCCAGCCAAGCCCUCUACAUCUGCCCUUCUUACCGAAAUGGAUCGAGAAAUCACGCCAAAGCUAAUAGCUCUCACGGAAGUGGCAUAUACAGAAGAAGAGAAGAGGAUUCUGGACGGACGCUUUGCCCAGCUUGGAAAGUCCACUCAAUGCUUCCGCGUUGCCGCUUGCUGGCAUAACACCCGCUACUCCCUCGUCUCCCACAUUCCCUACGAGUGCUACCCGCUGCCAGAGGGGACACUCAUCUCCGGUAUCUUCAUCGAGACCGCGCAACUCCGCCACUCAUGCGUCCCUAACUGCUUUGCUCGGAUCCAGUCAGACAAAGGCGUCAUGACAGUGCACACCAUGAGGCCGAUCACCGCGGGUGAGGAGCUCACCAUCAACACCAUCGACAUCUACUACAACACCGUCGACGUCCGUACUGCCGACCUGCACGCUCGAUUCGGCACCACAUGUGCAUGCGAGGCCUGCAACCCAUCCCACCCCAAGUUCAAGAAGCACGAGGAUUGCCGCCUGGCCAACUACACCCGCGCCAUUCAGGUCGACGACUUCUGCACCCGCAUCGACAUCAUCGACCACGCAUCCGUCCGCAUUGACUUGUGCCUGCAAGAUCGCGACCUCCCCCACCCCAACUUCCCCAUCACCAUCGAAGACCUGCGCGACGCCGAACUCACCGUGCUCGCUCUCAUCAAGGGCCUCAAGGACACGGGCUGCGGCUCCCCCGAGCUGAUCCGCUGGUACAACGCGCUGAUCGACCGCAUCCAGCCUCGCGUUGCACAUGUUCUCGACAACGACGAAGAGCGCGUGCGCUAUUGGUGCAUCAUGCUACGUCAUGCCAUCGAGUGCGAGAAGAUCAGUAGCAAGUGCUUUGGGGCGGACUCUGCUGAGGUACAGUGGGCUGGAGCGAGGAGGGCCAAGAUGGAGGGCUUGAUUGAGAGGGCUAGGAUGCAUAAGACGUGGUUAGAGGAGAGCAAGAAGAAGGUUCUAGGUUGA
Parastagonospora nodorum SN15 is the source of this 1224-nucleotide messenger RNA. RefSeq lists its product as hypothetical. The coding region runs from base 1 to 1224 and encodes 407 amino acids. Gene Ontology annotation, molecular function: protein binding. The record is from RefSeq and is a predicted model, not a curated record. The transcript has a single exon. NCBI's taxonomy places the organism in Eukaryota, Fungi, Ascomycota, Dothideomycetes, Pleosporales, Phaeosphaeriaceae.